AUGAUUUCAGUUGAUGAGAGAGAAGAGCAGGCUUUGCCGAUCGGGAUUUUUGGGCGGAUGUGGAUGGCUUGGUUUUGCUUGGUCGGCUCUAAGCUGCUUCUCGUUAAAUCUUGCUUUCGAUUUCAUAUUGCCAUGGCAUCAACAAAGGCUUCAUCCCGAUUAAACUUCUUAAUGAGAACACGUAUUGUUCUGGCUAUUUCUGCUACUGUUUUAUCUGCUGUUGGUGAAUGCUAUUACAAAGUUACUGCAGAGGCAUUAAGAGUAUGUGGGGAACUUGUUCGAGUUGUGCGCCCAAACAUUGAGGUUUCUGAUUUUGAUUUCAAACCUUAUAUCCAUUCGAUAUAUAUGGCCAUCCUGUCACGAUUGACAAACCAAUAUCAAUACCAGGCUUUUGCAGUCAUAGUUGCAUCUCCACUGCACCUAGACCUUUCAUGUGUCCUAGAACAUGUUAUUGUGGAGUUGGCUGCAUUCUUACACAAGGCUAAUCGAGCAUUAAGGAAAGCAACACUUGGUACCUUGAAUACACUAAUUGUGGCAUAUGGUGAUAAAAUAGGUUCCACUGCUUAUGAAGUUAUCAUUGUGGAACUUUCAACAUUGAUCAGAUUUGCAUAUGGCGGCUCUUGCCCUGGAACUCUGUUGUACCUUGAUGUCAGACAGGAGGUACAGACCCUUUCGGCUUUACAAAACUUUUUUGCUACUUUGGUGUACUCUGCAAACACGAGUUUUGAUGUUUUGUUGGAAUCUCUUCUUUCAACUGCUAAACCAUCACCUCAGUCAGGUGGUAUUGCAAAACAAGCUUUGUUUUCCAUUGCACAAUGUGUUGUUGUACUCUGUCUUGCUGCUGGUGAUCAUAAAUGUUCAUCUACAGUCAAGAUGCUCACAGAGAUCUUGAAAGAUGAUAGCACUUCUAAUUCUUGUAAUCAGAUUGUCAUGCUUAACCUUGUGUUUAUCUUUUUCAGGCCAAACAACACCUUGCCUUGCUAUCAAGUAUUCACCAGGGAAACGGUUGUUGUUGCGGUCAAGUAUUCGAUAGUUGAACGACCAGAGAAGAUCGAUGCGGUCCUCUACCCUGAAAUUUCCUCAUUUCUUAUGCUUAUCAAGGAUCAGGACCGGCAUGUUAGGCUUGCAGCUGUUUUGGCUUUGAGUAUAGCUGGCCACAACAAGCCAAAUCUCAUCAAGGGCCUUCUUCCAGAAGUCUUGCCACUUCUUUAUGAUCAGACAAUUAUUAAGGUCUUGUUGAUGUGCACAGUGUCAAGCAAAGUAGCUUGGGAUGUUGUUAAGGUGGGCAACAAGUUCUUGUAG
Lactuca virosa is the source of this 1302-nucleotide messenger RNA. The record is from the annotation of a GenBank genome assembly. Lineage: Eukaryota; Viridiplantae; Streptophyta; Magnoliopsida; Asterales; Asteraceae.